Messenger RNA from Armigeres subalbatus, 2221 nucleotides. RefSeq names its product nucleosomal histone kinase 1 (gene ball). Gene Ontology annotation, biological process: signal transduction; peptidyl-serine phosphorylation. The transcript has 3 exons. Lineage: Eukaryota; Metazoa; Arthropoda; Insecta; Diptera; Culicidae. Bases 215 to 2059 code for a protein of 614 amino acids. The record is from RefSeq and is a predicted model, not a curated record. Gene Ontology annotation, cellular component: cytoplasm; nucleus. Gene Ontology annotation, molecular function: protein serine/threonine kinase activity; ATP binding.
CGGUUUGAAAUUGCGAUGCAUUCGCGAACGGGAGAAACCGAAGAAACAAAAUCGUAUGGAAGAACGACGACAAGAGUGAUUAUCCAAGAAUCUGUUAGAAAAAAAAACUAGUGACUGUAUUGUGGGUAUUGUGUCUUACAUUUUCAUGUUCUGUCUUGUAAACUGAAAACUGUAUCGUAGUCGCUUUCUGUUUAGUUCACCUUUGAAAUUUAGAAUGGCACCCGCUAAGAAAGCCGGCGGUGGACGCAAAAAAGCCGCCAACGGAUACCAGAUGCCGGAGCCGGUUCCCCUGGGGACGAUGCUUACCGAUAUGGCCAAGAGGCAAUGGAAGGUCGGCCCUUCAAUUGGCAGCGGUGGCUUUGGUGAAAUUUAUUGCGCAUGUGAGGCCAGUUCCGGAGUAAAGAAGGCGGAAGAUUAUCCGUAUGUUGUUAAGAUAGAACCACAUGGUAACGGACCCCUGUUUGUUGAGAUGCACUUCUACAUGCGGAACGCCAAGCAGGAAGAUAUUGAAAACUUCAGGAAAGCACACGGCCUGAAGCAUUUGGGUAUGCCCCACUUUGUAGGCAACGGAUCUCACGAAUUGAAAAAUCUAAAGCAUCGCUUCUUGGUAAUGCCCCGAUAUAGCACUGACUUGUGGGGCUUGUUUUUGAAGCAUGAAAAGCGAUUUCCAUUGCACACACUCUAUCGCAUUGCACUACAGAUGAUCGAUGUAUUGGAGUACAUUCACGAUUGUACUUACGUUCAUGCCGAUCUGAAAGGAGCCAAUAUAUUACUUGGGUUCGGAAAAACAGCUAGCAAGAAUCAACUGUUCUUGGUGGACUUUGGGCUGGCUAGUCACUAUACCAAUAAAGACUUCAAACCGGAUCCAAAGAAAAUGCACAACGGUACGAUCGAGUACACUUCGCGGGACGCCCACCAUGGAGUUCCUACGAUGCGCGGCGAUAUGGAAAUCUUGGCGUACAACGUAAUUCAGUGGGCUGGGACUUUGCUUCCUUGGGAGGCAGAAAAACUUUUAACUAAUCCCGUUAAAGUUCAAGAAUCGAAAGAAAAGCACAUGAAAGAUGUCAGCGGUUUCAUGAAGUACUGUUUCAAGAAAGACAUUCCUAAACCAAUCCAAGAAUACGUAAAAUACGUUGCUACUUUGAAGUAUAACGAUAAGCCUGAUUAUUCAAAAUGUAGAAAAUUCUUUGAAACGGGUCUCAAAGAAUUGGGAAAAUCGAAUACAGGGGAUUUAGAAUUCGAGACAAAAGUGUCGAAAUCCGCCACAUCGUCAAAAAGCAAAAUCGCCGAACCCGAUUCGACUGAGUCUUCGGGACCGAUGGCACGCCCACGAGGUCGUCCACCAAAGGUAAUCAGUACCAGUCCGGAUACAACGUCUAAGGAAGAGCCUCCUUUAAAAAGAAAGCAGCCAACGCCGCCUAAGCCCGUUCAAAAAAAGAAGAAACCAACUGCCAUUGUAGAUUCCCCCGAACCCGCUAUCAAUGGACAUAGAACAUCCACACCAUCGUCGGAGGUUGUUUCCACGAAACUCUCCGCUCAGCAACCAUCCGGAUCAAUACGGCUUAACACAAACAUCGAGGGUGGCACACCCAAAGCUGGCAUUAAGGCCAAAAAAACCUAUGCCUUCAACUUCGAAUUGGACGUCAGCAUUGAUGCCGAUGUCAUCGUCAAUGUUCGUCGGAAGAAAACUGCCCGAACGGAUUCACCUGUUCCAGAAUCCGUCAAACCAUCGCCAGCGCCUGUAAGAUCUCCUUCCUUGUCGCCCUCGCCGGCGAUUUUACCGAAACGUACCCGGCGGCAAAACGCGUCUUACCAGAAGGACAACAGCAUAAUAUCCUUGAACACAACCGAGGAUCGAGACCAAUCCUCGGUGCAACCGGACGACGAUACUAUUCCGAACAGUGAUCCCAACACGCCGGAACCGCGCUAUCAGGCUUCCCGAUCAAUCGUGAGCACACCGCAGCGCAAGUUGGCGGCGGCCGUUGGGCGCACCAACGCUCGUCUUGGGCAGGCAGCUUCUCGCGCUGGUGAGUACAAAGGCAAAAAGGCUAAGCCGUGAACGAGGGAUUUGAAUGUGUUUUUGUAGUAUUAUUAUUAAUUAUUUUACAAAAAAUUGCCAUUUUUCCGCAUUUUGUGUUAAAUAUUGAUUAAUAAUUUCGAUCAAUAAAUUUACGAGACAUGACUGCUCUCUCCGUUAGUUGAUGCCAUCAUGUAAAAAACA